GAUGUGAAUACUAUUUGUUGAUUACUACUGAAAUAAUACAGUUUAGGACUACUGAGUGUUUCUAGUUAAAAGGAAAGGAUAACAUUGCCACGGAUGUCAACACUUUCAGUUGCCAAAUCUGAGUUAGAUUAGAACCUACAAACUGAGUUCUGAGUAACAGGAGCACUGAGUGUUAUGAGGUUUAAAAUAGAUGUCAUAUGAUACCAAUUAUAACUCAGUGAAAUUUUGCAGUCCUAAGGACCUAUGAAGAGCAUAAACCAAAAUGGAAGAUGGUCCUGUUUUCUAUGGCUUCAAAAACAUUUUUAUUACUAUGUUUGCUACCUUUUUUUUCUUCAAGCUUUUAAUCAAAGUUUUUUUGGCUCUCCUUACCCAUUUUUAUAUCGUCAAAGGAAAUAGAAAGGAAGCAGCUAGGAUAGCAGAAGAGAUCUAUGGUGGAAUUUCAGACUGCUGGGCUGAUCGCUCCCCACUUCAUGAAGCUGCGGCCCAGGGACGUUUACUGGCCCUGAGAACUUUAAUUUCACGAGGUGCCAAUGUGAACCUUCUGACACUUAACCAUGUCUCUUCACUCCAUGAGGCUUGCCUUGGAGGUCACGUGGCCUGUGCUAGAGCCUUGCUUGAAAAUGGCGCACAGGUCAAUGGCGUGACAAUCCAUGGAGCUACACCUCUUUAUAAUGCUUGCUGCAGUGGCAGUGCUGCGUGUGUCAGCCUGUUGCUGGAGCAUGGCGCCAAGGCCCAGCUCGACAUGCAUCUGUGUUCACCCAUCCAUGAGGCAGUGAAGAGAGGUCACAUUGAGUGCAUGGAGAUUCUGCUGGCGAAUAAUGUCAACAUUGACCAAGAGUUGCCUCAGCUUGGAACUCCUCUGUAUGUGGCCUGUACCUACGAGAGGAAAGAUUGUCUGAAGAAGCUUCUGGAAUUAGGAGCCAAUCCUGAUCAGGGCCAAUGGCUGAACACCCCGCUCCAUGCCGCAGCCAAGCAGUCCAACUUGGAGAUCAUCCACAUGCUGGUUGACUAUGGAGCUAACCUGAGACUCAGAAACGCACAUGGCAAAGUUCCACUUGAUUUGGCAGCUCCCAAAAGCAGCGUGGAGCAGGCACUUAUUCUCUGUGAAGGCCCACCCACUCUUGCUCAGCUCUGCCGCCUCCGCAUCCGGAAGUGCUUGGGCCGAUCCUAUCGUCAAACCGUCAGCCAGCUGCACCUGCCAGAGCCCCUGGAAAGAUUCCUGCUGUACCAAUAGGAGCAAUUGUCUGCAGGAAGAUACUUGGAAGUAACUAGGUUGUUUUCUGCACCUCGGGUAUUUAGUAUAGACAUUCAACAGCUAGCCUUUCCGCAUCUUCUAAUGAGUUCAGCCCAUUAGAGUAAUUCCCCAGCACACUGAAACAUUUGAGACAGGCAAACUCCUAAUUAGCUUAGUGUUCUCAUUAACCAAAGGGCAACUAGAAACCUUUUAAUUAUUAACUAUUCUAAAUAAUAAUUCUUCUUAAAACUAUGAAGUAGCGCUCUUUUCUGAUGAAUUAGACUCCUCUAGUACCUAGGAGACAACAUUUCUGAUUAUUAGGUCUAAUGCCCAAGAUUAUAAUGCAUAUAAAGUAUUCCAAGGUGUGCCAUUGAUUUACUUCUCUUCUACAGCUCUUUGUAUUCCUUGAAUAAAUCUCUGCUAUGAUA
Molecule: messenger RNA, 1662 nt
Organism: Perognathus longimembris pacificus (Pacific pocket mouse)
Lineage: Eukaryota; Metazoa; Chordata; Mammalia; Rodentia; Heteromyidae
Gene: Asb11
Product: ankyrin repeat and SOCS box containing 11
Exons: 7
Coding region: 263-1234 (323 amino acids)
Biological process (GO): intracellular signal transduction; positive regulation of protein catabolic process; protein ubiquitination
Molecular function (GO): protein binding
Source: RefSeq, a predicted model, not a curated record